CAUGUUUGAAGAACAUAUUGCAGAUGAAAUCUAACCUAUUGAUAAAUAAGAAGUUAGAGUUUAAAUUCCCUAAAAAUCUUGGAUCUCUAUUAUUCAAGAUAAAAUUGUCUCACAAAAUCAUGUUUUUAAAAUUCUCUAACCAUUAUAGAUAAGUCAAUCUGAAAAUAUUGAAAAACAUGAAACCCAUUUAGGUGCAACACCAAGUCAAUCUGACAGAGAUGCUUUCUGUAAAAAAUAAAUAGGAUAAUCUGCCUGUUUUAGAGAAGAUUUUGGAAAAUCCAGGAUGAGUGAUUUAGAUACUUCCUCUAUUCGAUACAGGGUAUCACGUAAUAAACACUCUAUUAGACUUAACCUCAUGAAGUUCAUUUUAGGCUCAAAGUUUUUGUCAAAUAUUUAAUAUUGAGAAUCGUAUUUACCAUUAUUGGACCCUUAAUUCUUGUUUACGGAUUUCUUAACAAAGAUUGGUUAAGUUUUAUGAGCAAUUUCAGAGUCUAUGGUAAUUGGGGUGGAGUAUGGUAUAACUAUUUUCGAUGGAUAACAAACUACAUCCUAAUUAUAACAUUCAUAUAUUACACUGAUGAUGAAGAAAAAAAAAUUAUGCAUUAUGAAAUUGGUUUCUUUACUAUUUUGUACAUGUCUGAGAAUGUUACAUGUGCAAUAAAAUUUGCAUUUUUUCAUCCAUCCAGAUUGGCUCUUAUAGAAAAUUUUGAUAUAUGUGUAGUUGGUGAUUCUUG
Paramecium sonneborni is the source of this 734-nucleotide messenger RNA. NCBI's taxonomy places the organism in Eukaryota, Ciliophora, Oligohymenophorea, Peniculida, Parameciidae. The record is from the annotation of a GenBank genome assembly.